AUGGCAACUACCACAAAAACAAAAAUACUAUGUUCAACAUGUCAGAAAGCAGCGGGUGUUUUAACUUGUCCAGGAUGUAAUAACGCAUUUUGCCUUCGUCAUGUUAGUGAACAUCGACAACAACUAAACAGACAAAUGGAUGAAAUAGGUGCCAGUCAUGAUCAGUUAAAACAAUUAAUUAUCGACAAAUGGGAACAAGAAUCAAUUACUAAAAUACAUCAGGUAGCUGACGAUGCUCGAAAACAAAUCCUAACAAUUAUUCGUACACAUAGAGCUCAAGUGACAGAUAAUUUAGCAGUUCUUACUCAAGAAUUAAGCAGAGCUCGUGACGAAGAUGAUUAUGUCGAAACAGAGUUGAACGAAUGGAUUGAAAAACUUGAUCAAUUAAAAAUUGACUUUAAUGCAGCUCAGGCAAUGUACUUCGACCAAGAUGAUAGUGAGACUUCAUUAAUUUCAAAAAUCUUUACCGACAAUAGCUCCAUGAGUACCUUCUAUCAAACUAUGGGUAACGUCCAGAUUACUGGCGAUGGAAAGAUCGUAACACAUGGUACAGUAAAUGCGUACGCUGCUGCUCGAUGUACACGGGGAUAUUCAGUAGGACAACAUACAGUUCGUUUUAAAAUCGAUUACUUAACUCCAGGUAAUGGUUUUUCAUGUGGUAUUAUGUCAAAAAGCACACCUAUAGAAUCAAUUUUUAACAAUACAAUUAACUGUAAUGCAGUACUUGAAUAUCAACAGGCUACAGCUGCAAUCUCUAUGUAUAACACUGGAUAUGCUCCUCAUCUGCAGGGGUUUCCACAACGUACACAACAGUUUCAGCCGGAUUUGCCUGGAAUUUGUAGUGUUCUUAAUCACGAUCAUGUUUUUUCCUUUCAUACACAAAAUUAUAAUUUUCAACCGAACGCUAUCUAUGAGUUGUUAAUCGAUUGCAAUCAAAAAAAGAAUUGA
Molecule: messenger RNA, 948 nt
Organism: Adineta steineri
Lineage: Eukaryota; Metazoa; Rotifera; Eurotatoria; Adinetida; Adinetidae
Source: the annotation of a GenBank genome assembly